Molecule: messenger RNA, 1107 nt
Organism: Babesia bigemina
Lineage: Eukaryota; Apicomplexa; Aconoidasida; Piroplasmida; Babesiidae
Exons: 1
Coding region: 1-1107 (368 amino acids)
Source: RefSeq, a predicted model, not a curated record
AUGGAUGGCCCUGUGCCGAGCGAGUCGGCCCCGGAGACUGCCGCCUCGAGCGUGCCGUCCGUGCCUCCGACAAUCCAGUCGUCACCGUCGCCUGAGGGCGCAAUGGUGGAUAUUGAGCUGUCCGGAAAGCGCGCCGUCCACGAAGGCUAUGUGACGUGGUUGAAGCCGUGGUUUGACUUGUCGCAGUCGGAGUACUACCGUCGUUGCAAGGCAUGCCUUAUUUCUUACAUGUGUCUGAAUUUUGCGUGCGUUCGUGUGUUGGAGCUCGCAUCGCUCGAGUUGCGGUCGAUGUAUCGCAGUGCCAUGUGCCGAAUGGGUAUCAUGCAUUGGCUACCCGAGGAGACCCUCGACGUGUCAAUUACAGGACAGGAUCCACAGGGCGACCCCGCCGACGAGGCGCCAAAAGACUUCCUCUCUCCUCUCCAGGCUGAUAACGCUAUUCCAAGCAUUCCUAUGGGGGAGAUGGACGUUAAAAGCGCGCUCAUCAGUGCUGAUGGUGGUGACACGACGGAUAAUUUCGGCUUGGGCGCGUUGGAGGGAUAUUGUGACACUAACCACCACGUCUUCUUGACUUUGCGCAACAUGUGGCACGCCCCCGAUUUGUAUGCCCCGUUUUGGAUAAAUGUGAUGAUGUCUGGGUCGCUUUUUAAGAUUUACGCCUUGCACCAGUAUUACAACGGCAUCGUCGGCAACGUCCUAUCGCUGUCGAUGCUACUUUACUUCAUGGUCAUUUGCUGGUCGUGUUCGUUUUUGAUGGCGGUAGCGAUUUACCUUUGCAGGAUUUUUGUUUGCGGUAGUGAGGGUCGCACUAACUUUUUGCCUUUGCUUUCGGUUUCUGGGUACAUGCGUAUCCCUCUGGCCAUUUUUUGCAAGGUGAUCGUGUGGAUUUCAGUGGCUAGGGUGUACAUGCCGUCUCUAUCUGGUUUGAUAUACUUUUUGCAGUACCUGACGUACGCGUACUUCUGCGCGUCCACUUCUGCAACGGUGUGCUUAUUCCUUCCGCCGUCUCCCGACCCUGCAAAGGACACGGUGCUCAAGGUGACAACUGCGAUUGUUACGUGCCUUGUUCAGACGUCAUAUUUCUACUGGAUUGAGGUUUACGUCUGA